AUGGCGAACUGUAGCCAACAGAAGAACGAGUAUGUUCUUUUCAUACUUAUCUCAAACUUAAUUGUAAAUGUCUUGAAUAUGUACUGUGUUGUAACCUGGAGUUGCUAUUUUUUGUCGGACCCAUCACCAUCUUAUCACCAUCUUCCACAGUCUGACGAAUCCCUACCAUUUGAUCAAGUUACUGAAGAGGAGCCAACAGCAACAGGUCCCAAAAUCCAGCUUGCAAUUUGGGAUUUUGGCCAAUGUGAUGCAAAAAGAUGCACAGGACGCAAGCUUUCAAGAUUUGGCUUUUUGAAGGAAUUGUGUGUCAAUAAUGGUUUUGGAGGCAUUGUUUUGAGUCCAGUUGGGACGCUUUGUGUCUCAAGAGAAGAUUAUAGUUUAAUCCAGCAAAAAGGAUUAGCUGUUGUGGAUUGCUCUUGGGCACGCUUGGAUAAUGUACCAUUUGUGAAGCUUUGUUGCACUGCUCCUUGCCUCUUGGCUUGGUUUGUAGCAGCAAAUCCAGUAAAUUAUGGUCGACCCUGUCAACUAUCUUGUGUGGAGGCAUUAUCUGCAGCUCUGUUCAUAUGUGGCGAAGAAGAAACUGCAAAUUUGUUGCUUGGAAAGUUCAAAUGGGGUCAUGCUUUCCUGUCCCUCAAUAGGGAACUUCUGAAGGCAUACUCCAAAUGUGAAAACAGUGCUGAAAUAAUUUCAGUCCAAAAUGAUUGGCUUUCACAAAACAGUCAGGUUCCCAAGGCUCCUAGAGAAGUAAAGGGUACUUUUGACUUUUAAAAACAGAAAGUAAAUUCUUUUUACAAGAUCUGAUCUGUUGUUUUGACUCAUGAGUCAUGUCCCAUAAGAUUUCAGGAGCAUUUCGUUUGAAUGCUGCUUGUCAGCCUAUUCAUUUUAAUACAGUAUUGGGGUGGUGGUUGAAUGCUGCAAGUGCCUUCGCUCAUGAGCGGUAGGUCUCGGGUUCGAGACUUGGGAGCAGCCUCUCCAUAAAUGGGGGUAAGGCUAGCCGACAUUCACCUCUCCCAGACUCUGCGUAAAGCGGGAGCCUUGUGCACUGGGUACGACCUUUUUAUUGGGGUGGUGGUUGAUGAAGGGCGCCCCCUACCUUUUGUUUGGCACAUACAGAGACCUGACCAACCAACCUACAGUGGACCCUCUCCUUUGCACAGGAGGAGGUGGUCUUGUCUAGUUUGGUAAACAUUGUUUAAAUUUGUUAUCACGUUUUGUAACCGAGAUAGUAGUAAGAUUAUAUGCAUUUACUCCUCGGUGUAAUUAUUUUUAUCUGGGCAACAAUUGAGGGUGCCAAUUUGCUUAAAUGUCUUCAUCAAGGUGUUUUCCAUUUCAAUUAAACGAAGAUGAUAUCUGUUCAAAGAGCAUCUUUGUGGAGAAAAGUAUGCUAAUCUCAGCGUAUGUUAGUUUUCUGCUGUUACAGGAGGAGGAGCAGACCUGUCCUCUCUCAGUGACGGUGCGGAGGGCUCUUGUGAUUCCAACGACGGGCUUCCACCACUGGAAAGGAAUAUGAAUCACUUAGACAUGCAGGAAAGUGAUGAAGAAAGUGAGUAACAAAUAAUGAUGUUAUGUUUAAUCACCUUGCGAUUUUGGCAAUUUCAUAUCUUUUAGAAACACAUUUCUUGUUUAUUGCUCGAGGGACAUUUUCUUUUUCCUUUUAUGUAUAUUAUUCGGUUUGCGGUAGUCCACUGGUGUUAUAGCACGUAUACCUAUUUAUUAAAUUUAUACCUUAGAUCCAUGAAAUAUCGACCUUUAAUCUCAUAUUAUUGCAUGUCGAUUACAAACUAGCUAUUGGCAUGUAGUUGUCACACUUGAGAGAGGCAUUUCAAAUAAUGCAUAAGGUAGCUCUCAAAUUAGCAGCUCAGUGAUUCAGUGACCAUAAUUCGUACCUAAAAAGUGCACCAGUGCCGUUAGCUUGGAUUAGCUUCAAGGUGAUGAGGCACAAGUCC
Malus domestica (apple) is the source of this 1946-nucleotide messenger RNA. The record is from RefSeq and is a predicted model, not a curated record. NCBI's taxonomy places the organism in Eukaryota, Viridiplantae, Streptophyta, Magnoliopsida, Rosales, Rosaceae.